Molecule: messenger RNA, 6143 nt
Organism: Cyphomyrmex costatus
Lineage: Eukaryota; Metazoa; Arthropoda; Insecta; Hymenoptera; Formicidae
Gene: Bap170
Product: Brahma associated protein 170kD
Exons: 16
Coding region: 1-5640 (1879 amino acids)
Biological process (GO): regulation of DNA-templated transcription
Cellular component (GO): SWI/SNF superfamily-type complex
Molecular function (GO): DNA binding
Source: RefSeq, a predicted model, not a curated record
AUGGCAUCACCGCCCGAGCGACAUACAGGCAGUAGUGGCAACGUCGCAUCCCCCGAUGCCAUCGCGGGGGAGGGGAUCACGCCGAACAGCGAGGAAAGCGACCUCAUGUCCUGCACACAUGUGCGCGUAGCUAGGGAGGAGAACGAGGGAGACGGAAUGGCAGGAAAAGAAGAAAGGGACGGAGUGGAGUCUGAGUCGGUUAAUACUAGAAAUGAAUGGGCAUCAUUGUGUGAACAGUUUCACCUGCCCGGCGGUUGCAUCAAUAGCGGAGUCGGCCUUAAACAAAUUUAUCUUCGAUAUCUCGAUAGAUACGAGAAAGUCCACUUCCUAGGUGAAGAUGGUCAACAAGCUGAUGACGAUGAUGAGGAUUCCAGGCAUCGGAAAUGGUCGGCAAGAGCACUGCACUCCGUUCCUCUUACUUAUAAUCAUCAUCAGCACAACAUCGCAGAAUCACUGCGUGAUUAUAAUGGACUCUCGUCGGACCUUUACAAAUCCUCGAAUUAUGACAAGCUGGCGUUGUCGCUCCUGUCGCCGCUGCCGAACGAGCAGGACUUCGCCAUCAACGUUUGCACCCUUCUGUCGAAUGAGGGUAAACACAACUUGCGGCUCGACAAGUAUCCCCGUCUGGUGAACAUCCUCCUGGCGCACGCCGGUGUCUUUGACUCGCCUGGCACACGGCAACUCUUUAUCGAGGUGUACUCACGUAUUCGUAACUAUUCCAUUAAUUCCUUCUGGUCGGAUGUGCUCGAUUCCCAGGAUGUGAUAGAUCUCACGGACGAGAGGACCUUCAUGAAAAAGCCACUCACCAGUCUGUCGACGUUUUCUAAACGGAAGACUGUUGAGAAGGAGAAUCAGAGCAAACAAGACGUUAUUGCAUUGACAACAGAGAACGAGGAACCGACGGUGCCGAAUGAUGUCGAAGUGAUACUUACAGAUUGCCCACGGCUAGAUUUACUUGUCUUGCACUCGGACGAGAAUCUGAAAGAUCAAAACCAGAAUUCUAUAAAGUUUGAGGAGGAAGACAAGGAUCUGUUUUGCGUCGGUCGGACGUUAGGUACACAGGAUCCGUACGGGCAACGCGUGCUGCAAAUCGCCGCAAUCCUACGGAAUCUUAGCUUCACGCCAGAGAACGCGACAAUAUUAGGCAGGAACCGUUGUUUCCUGCGAUUCGUGCUGCUGUGCGUGAGAGCGAGGUGGAGCAAUCUGCAUCAGCUUGGCUUUGACAUACUAGGCAACAUAGCGAACGAAGUUAUUUUAAAGGAAGCCGGCGAGAGGAUAACGAACGUUGUCCUAACGUGUGUGGCCAAGGGAAUUGAGUCCCAGGACAGAUUUAUCGUUAUAUCUUGUCUGGAGGUACUCAACAAGAUCAGUCAGCAAGACUGUAACGAAGAAAUUGUCACGUUUGGUCUGGCAGACAAUGUAUAUGAACUUAUAUGCAGAUUUCUAGCUCUAAGUGACAUAGCCCUCUUAGUGUAUACUUUGGAAUGUCUGUACGCUUUAACGUCGUUGGGUGAGAGACCAUGCACGAGCGUCGCGCGGGUCCGCGGUGCCAUCGAUACGUUGGUCGCCCUCGUCACUGUGGAGGCGCAGAGCUACGGCCCGAAGGCUUGUAUUCUCAUGCGAGUUGUUGAGACGGUGUCGACAGCAGCAACACAGCAGAACACCACAAGUCAAAGUUCUGUCCCCGCCUCUCCUGCCACACCAGUCACAACGACUGCAUCCGCGUCCACUCCGUCUACGCCGGCAACGAUUACCACGACACCAGCACCUGCCAGUCCAGCGUCUUCUCGACCUACGACUCCCGCCGCGACCUCGACCAAGUCGACAACGCAGAAAGCGGUGGAGACAGCAAAUGCGAUUCAACAACAAAAUGCGCAUCAGCAGAUUAUUCAAGAGAACGAACAGUUCGCUCUAGGCUGGGUAAAAGCGACCUUUGAACUCACACCCGGUGCACGCAUUGAACAGGAGGAAUUAUAUAAAAAGUACCUAGGUUGCUGUACGAAGAUCGGUAGACGAGGCGUGAUAGCACCAUUGCAUUUUCCCAGAUGCGUCAGAUCCGUUUUCGGCAAUAUCGUGGGGCCGAAUCCGUUGAAGGGCGAAAAUACCGGUACCCAGUAUUACGAAGGCAUCCGAGUACGGGCUACACCCGCGCCGAUAACUUAUCCGAGCCAAACCACUGCUGUCGCGACUAAUACACUCCCGAUUCCAGCGAUCAACACUACUCCAGUAAAGGUGCUUCCCGUUCAACAGCGUACAGUCAAGAAUAUAAGUUCCGCACCCGAUAGCACGGCCGCUCCCCAGGUCGAUAGUCCCGCCGCGUCGUCCGGGACGCAAAUGACCUCUACCCCCGCGUCUCCCAUCCUCAAGGCCCAAUUGUCCGCACCGCCGAAACCCCCGUCCAACAACACCUCGAGCCAGUCCCAAAAUCCAGUGACCAAGGUUGAUUCUAAAAGUCAGGUAUCAGUAUCGCAUCCGCAUCUGAGUCAAGCGUUGCUAGCAAGCGGCUCCCAAACGCAACAGCAGCCGCAGCCACAGUCCCAGCCGUUACAGUGUGUCCAGGUAGUUGCUAAGGAAGAUAAUCGAAGUGGUACUACGUCGAGUUCCAUAAUAAAAAGCCUAUUGGCUACUAAGGUAACAGUCAGCAGCGACUGCAUGCCCAGUGCUGCUGCGACUUGUGUGUCUACCCCUACUGCCUGCGUAACAAACACUACUGCUAGCAUCGCAUCCAGCAUCAGUGCCAACCAGCUAAUAACCAGCAACCAGGUUGCCCAACGUCAGCAACAACAGAGAUUACUGCAGCAACAAAUGUCGAGUAUAAUACAGCCUGCUGCACCCGCGGCCACCCCGGCCACAAUACUCCCAAAGACUCUCAUCAACACUAAACAAAAAUCGGCAAUCGCACCCAUUUCUGCCAAAAAGAUACAAAGGCUCAAUGGGGCCAAAUUUGUUGUGACUAAUAACUGCGAGAAGACUGAGAUGAACGAUAACGAUAAUACCAAUCAAAUUAUCACAUCCACGACCACGGUGGUGAAUCCGACUGAAAACCACAUAUCCUCCUCACCGGCGAAGAUCUGUCGUCCGCCCUUAACGAUAGUCAAUGUCGCCACUGCUACACCAAACAAAACGAAUCAACGCAUGACAUGCACUUCCAUUGCCGAGGAUUCAGAUUCUACCAACAACUCUUUGGCGUCGAGCAGCGGUAUCGGUGGUAGUAGAGACUGUUCCUUCAAGGUCGAAGAGGAGAACAUGCCAACGAGCUUCGAAGGUAUCCUACUUAACGGUGCGCCGGCGAGCAAUAUGGACAUCGACGCGCAAGACGACGGUUCAUCCAAAGAUUCAUCGAGCGUGGGCUCGAAGGACAAGCCGUUACAGAGUAUGAUGUUGGUGGACUUGCUCGAGAGGAAGGUUGAUAAAGAACCGAUCCUGAACGGCGUACUCAGCAAGAAUUCAAUUAACGAGAAAGAGUUGGAUUUAGUGGAGAAUCACAUCAAGAAGGUAUUAAAAGAAUCUCCCGCUGAACUAAAAAUUAAGUCUGAGAUAGAAAGUAGCAAUGUUAUGCAAAACGAAGUGUCCGAGGAUACUCUAAUUGAGGCACCACGAGGAAUCAAGAGAUCAGCUAGUGAGUCAGAUGAGCUGGAUAUCAAGAAGCCAAAGUAUUCCAAUGGCACAAUGUCUCCUGAUCCAGCAGUUGAUUCGACCACAGCUGAAUCUACGGUAUCAAGCAUAAAAUCUGAAGAGCAGGAUGACGAUAAGGACAGCGAAAAAGCAACUGUUUCUUCCACUGCGGCGAAUCUGUAUGCUGCUCUGGCAGCAGACUGCAUAGAAGACGAGAUGGAUUUGGAAGAACAAGUGAACGUUAACAAGGUUAUAAUAAAGGAAGAACCAGUGACGGAGACAGCAACGGCGAUAACGACAGCAACGGCAACAGUACCGAUGGUAGCGACAGCGACGGUACCAAUGGCAGCAACAGCAACAGUGGCGGUAGCAACGACAUCUUCAACUUCUCUUCCUCCUCCUCUUCAUGUAAAGACGGAAGCGACGCCAGUUCUUUUGAAAGAAGAACCACCGACUUUACACAUCAAGGAAGAAUCUCAUAUAUUCAUCAAUCAAAUUGCAAGUAUGAAUCAAGUGUCGCAACCGCAACCACCGUCGCUUCAACAACAGCAACAACUUAUAGUUACAACGCCUAGGCAGAUAGUCGUGCAACAAACAAUCCCGUCGAGCAAUCAAAUGAUUAUUCCUACCACAUCAGUGAAGGGCAGACCGCCUCCACAACAACCGCAAGUACUCCUACAGCAGAGUGCAGGUGGACAGCUGCAAUACGUAGUGUCGGGCGGUGUGCCUGGUCAAAACUACGUACUCGCACAACCACAGACGGCCUUAGUGCAGGGUCAAGCGCAAACCGUUCUCGUGGCACAGACAACACAGCAGCAGGGGACUGGUACUAAGACUAUUAUCAUAUUGCAACCGCAGGCUGCUGCGCAACCGACUCCUCAAAAAAUGGUGGCAGUGACGCCGCAAGGACAGCAAGUGGUCGUGACACAAGUUCCUCGUCCGAUUCUCCAAAGCCCAGCCCUUGGCAACAUCCCGCCACCUCUUGUACCCACAUCAGCUACUAUCCCGCAGGCCUCCAUUAUAGUCAACAGUUCGGUAGCGCAGACCAACCCGAACACGGUAACCGUCACGAUCCCAGCGAUGACCCAGCAAACUCCAGUAUCCACCAGCGUGCCGUCCAGAGUGGUGACGCCUACCCCGGCAUCUACGCCGCCGCCCACUAGGCCCACAACUCCGCAUCAAGCAGCGGCUACUCAUGGUGUGUCUACUGUCAAGCCGUCAUCCGCUAUCAAGGUUGUGAAGACGGUAAGUUCAUCAACCUCUACCGAGCCUGAGUCGAAACCCUCCACAAGCCAACAGCAGCAUCAGCAACAGCAGCAGCAACAGCAAACGCCACAGCCAAUGCAAGAGAAUAAAACUAUGAUUAAAAUCGAUCCUAACGCUUACCUGUGCGAGUGGCGGGGCUGUCUUAGACAAUUUAAAACACCGCAUGAAGUUUAUCUUCACGUUUGCGAAGCCCACUGUCCGAGUGGUGGUGAGGAAAUACUAUGUCUGUGGGCGAGCUGUGACGCUCUUAAGAGACGAAAGUUCUCGUUAAUGACGCAUCUUUAUGACAGGCACUGUAACGCGGACACAAUGUCGAUGAGGAGGAAACAGUUGACAGUGACGGGUAAAACCGAAGUCUCUACAUCUACGCCUCCGACUCCGCAUCAUCCCGGAUACGCACCCAACGCGGCAUUCCAUGCUAUUAAACGGCAUGCUCUGGAAUUCGUUAAUCCUAAAGAGCUAAUGCAAAGGCCGACCAAGCCCGCUGCAGCCACCUCAAGCUCUUCUUCCCCCAGACCUGGGCAAAAUUCUCCACCAGAACAGGAUGACAACGAAGGUCCAGUGACCAAAAGUAUUCGCCUAACGGCAGCUCUCAUUCUUAGAAACCUAGUCAUAUACUCAACACAUGGUAGAAGGCAUCUUAGAGCGUACGAGCCCCACUUGGCAGGCGUGGCGUUAAGUAAUGUCGAAUCAUCGAGAACAAUCGCACAAGUCCUUUACGAUAUGAACGACCAGAGUAGCAGUAGCCAUCAUAGGUGACCUCUUGAACUAGGCCUCUAAAAGCUCUUUUAAUCUUGUGAGCAGCGAUCAACUUACAUUAUUUCGAAUUAUACGGAAAAGAAGCGUAUAAAAGGGAGUGUAUAAGUUUAUAGUCACUUGCCGUGCUAAUACAUGCACAUGGAUGUAUGUACAUGCAUGCAUGUAUGCGUGUGUGCGUGCCUAUGAUGUGCGUGCGUGAGUAAGUGACAAGAGUUGGCUAAAAGAGUAAACAAUGAAAGAGUACAGUGAGUGAUGUGUGCCCGUGCAGUUUGAUGGAUUGAAAUUAGAGAAGAAUGAUACGGAGGAUAAAUGUUCCAUAUAUAGAAAAAAGAGGCCUAUAAACUUACUAGGCAAAUCAUUUUGCCAAUUUAGAUUAUGAUAUAAACUGUAACUAUAGUGAAAUACAAAACAAAGACAGUUAAGUCAAAUAUGUAAAAGUGAUAAUGAGUUUGUAUGCGCGCGCGCGUUGUGUGUGUGUGUGUGUGUGUGUGUGUGUGUGUGUG